Messenger RNA from Synchiropus splendidus (mandarinfish), 5995 nucleotides. Its product is annotated as myosin-7. Bases 82 to 5901 code for a protein of 1939 amino acids. The record is from RefSeq and is a predicted model, not a curated record. NCBI's taxonomy places the organism in Eukaryota, Metazoa, Chordata, Actinopteri, Syngnathiformes, Callionymidae. Gene Ontology annotation, cellular component: myosin complex. Gene Ontology annotation, molecular function: cytoskeletal motor activity; actin filament binding; ATP binding. The transcript is spliced from 39 exons.
GUGACACCCCCAGCAGGUCACCAUUCUAUCUCAAGGACCAUUACACCUCAUUCUCCUUAGUUGGGACUGGUAAGGUUGAAGAUGGGUGACGCUGCAAUGAAAGAGUUUGGCGCAGCUGCCCCUUACCUGAGGAAGUCAGACCGGGAGCGGCUGGAGGCUCAGACGCGGCCCUUUGACAUGAAGAAGGAGUGCUUUGUUCCAGACACAGAGGAAGAGUAUGUCAAGGCAUCCAUUGUCAGUCGUGAGGGUGACAAAGUCACUGCUAAGACUGAAAAAGGAAAGACGGUGACGGUGAAGGAGUGCGAUGUUCACCCUCAGAACCCGCCCAAGUUUGAUAAAAUUGAAGACAUGGCUAUGUUCACGUUCCUCCACGAGCCUGCUGUGCUGUUUAACCUCAAAGAGCGUUACGCAGCAUGGAUGAUCUAUACCUACUCUGGGCUUUUCUGUGUGACUGUCAACCCCUACAAGUGGCUGCCAGUCUACAACCAAGAGGUGGUCGUCGCCUACAGAGGAAAGAAGAGGAGUGAAGCUCCUCCUCACAUCUUCUCCAUCUCUGACAACGCCUACCAGUACAUGCUAACAGACAGAGAAAAUCAGUCAAUUCUCAUUACUGGAGAAUCUGGUGCUGGGAAAACUGUCAACACUAAGAGGGUUAUCCAGUACUUUGCCAGCAUUGCAGCUGGAAGUGGCAAGAAAGACACCGGCUCUGAGAAAAAGGGUACUUUGGAGGAUCAAAUCAUCCAGGCCAACCCUGCCUUAGAAGCCUUUGGUAAUGCCAAGACCAUCAGGAAUGAUAAUUCAUCCCGAUUUGGCAAAUUCAUCCGCAUUCACUUCGCUGCAAGUGGAAAGCUGGCUUCGGCUGAUAUCGAGACAUAUCUGCUGGAGAAGUCCCGUGUCACCUUUCAGCUGAAGGCUGAGAGAGAUUACCACAUCUUUUACCAGAUUCUGUCUCAGAAGAAGCCGGAGCUGCUUGAGAUGCUACUCAUUACCAACAACCCCUACGACUAUGCUUUCAUCUCCCAAGGAGAAACGACUGUAGCCUCCAUUAAUGACGCUGAAGAGCUGAUGGCCACAGAUGAUGCGUUUGAUGUUCUGGGCUUCACUCAAGAGGAGAAGAAUGGCAUUUACAAGCUGACUGGUGCCAUCAUGCACUAUGGUAACAUGAAGUUUAAGAACAAGCAGCGUGAGGAGCAGGCCGAGGCAGACGGCACUGAAGAUGCUGACAAAGUUGCGUAUCUUAUGGGCAUGAAUUCUGCCGACCUCAUCAAGGGUCUCUGUCACCCGAGAGUCAAAGUUGGGAAUGAGUGGGUCACCAAGGGACAAAAUGUACAGCAGGUGUACUAUGCAGUUGGAGCACUGUCCAAGGCAGUGUAUGAAAAGAUGUUCCUGUGGAUGGUGGUUCGUAUUAACCAGUCUCUGGACACCAAGCAGCCACGCCAGUACUUCAUUGGAGUACUGGAUAUCGCUGGAUUUGAGAUCUUUGACUUCAACACCUUCGAGCAGCUGUGCAUCAACUUCACCAAUGAAAAACUGCAACAGUUUUUCAACCACCACAUGUUUGUGCUGGAGCAGGAAGAGUACAAGAAAGAGGGCAUAGAAUGGACCUUCAUAGAUUUUGGAAUGGACCUGCAGGCCUGUAUCGACUUGAUUGAAAAGCCCAUGGGCAUCAUGUCCAUCCUUGAAGAGGAGUGCAUGUUCCCAAAAGCCAGUGAUGCCACUUUCAAAGCAAAGCUCUACGACAACCAUCUGGGGAAAUCUGCAAAUUUCCAGAAGCCCAGAAUCGUGAAGGGAAAACCAGAGGCUCAUUUUGCCCUGAUGCAUUACGCUGGCACCGUUGAUUAUAACAUCAACAACUGGCUGGUGAAGAACAAGGAUCCUCUGAACGAGACGGUUGUUGGACUUUACCAGAAGUCUAAUCUGAAACUGUUAGCCAACCUUUUUGCAAAUUAUGCUGGAGCUGAUUCAGCAGAUAGCGGAAAGGGUGGCAAAGGAGGAGGAAGCAAAAAGAAGGGUUCAUCCUUCCAGACUGUGUCUGCCUUGCACAGGGAGAACCUGAACAAGCUGAUGACCAACUUGAGGUCUACUCACCCUCACUUUGUCCGCUGCAUCAUCCCCAAUGAGACCAAGACUCCUGGGGCCAUGGAGAACCCUCUGGUGAUGCACCAGCUGCGCUGCAACGGUGUGCUGGAAGGCAUCAGGAUCUGCAGGAAGGGCUUCCCAAACAGGAUCCUCUAUGGAGAUUUCAAACAGAGAUACCGUAUCCUGAAUCCUGCAGCAAUCCCUGAGGGCCAGUUCAUUGAUAGUAAGAAAGGAGCAGAAAAACUCCUUGGUUCCCUGGAUAUUGACCACAACCAAUACAAAUUUGGACACACAAAGGUGUUCUUCAAAGCUGGUCUUCUUGGGCAAUUAGAGGAAAUGAGAGAUGACCGUCUGUCACUAAUCAUUACUGGAAUCCAGGCAAGAUCAAGAGGUCUUCUGGCGAGAGUGGAAUUCCAGAAGAUUACUGAAAGAAGGGAUGCACUACUGGUGAUCCAGUGGAACAUUCGUGCAUUCAUGGGGGUCAAGAAUUGGCCCUGGAUGAAGCUUUACUUCAAAAUCAAACCUCUGUUGAGAUCUGCUGAAGCAGAAAAAGAGAUGGCGAACAUGAAAGAAGAAUUCCUCAAGUUGAAGGAGGCGUACGCAAAGUCUGAAGCUCGCCGGAAGGAACUCGAAGAGAAAAUGGUUUCGCUUCUCCAAGAGAAGAAUGACCUUCAGCUCCAAGUUCAAGCAGAGCAAGACAAUCUUGCUGAUGCUGAGGAAAGGUGUGAAGGGUUAAUCAAACACAAAAUACAAAUGGAGGCCAAGGCCAAAGAAUUGUCGGAAAGACUGGAGGAUGAAGAGGAGAUGAACGCUGAGCUGACUGCCAAGAAGAGGAAAUUGGAAGAUGAGUGCUCAGAGCUGAAGAAAGACAUUGAUGAUUUGGAGUUAACUUUGGCAAAAGUAGAGAAAGAAAAACAUGCCACCGAGAACAAGGUGAAGAACCUGGUCGAGGAGAUGGCAGCUCUGGACGAGAUCAUUGCCAAGCUGACCAAGGAGAAGAAAGCAUUACAGGAAGCCCACCAGCAAACACUGGACGACCUGCAGAGUGAAGAAGACAAAGUCAACACUCUGACCAAGGCCAAGUCCAAGCUGGAGCAACAAGUCGAUGAUCUUGAGGGGUCUCUAGAACAGGAGAAGAAGGUCAGAAUGGAUCUUGAAAGAGCUAAGAGAAAGCUGGAGGGUGAUUUGAAAAUGAACCAGGAGAGCCUGAUGGACCUGGAGAAUGACAAACAGCAACUUGAAGAGCACCUUAAAAAGAAGGACUUUGAACUUAGUCAGCUCAACAAUAAAAUAGAAGAUGAGCAGGCGAUAUCCCUUCAGCUACAGAAGAAACUGAAGGAGCUCCAGGCUCGCAUCGAGGAGCUGGAGGAAGAGCUGGAGGCAGAGCGAGCUGCCCGAGCCAAAGUGGAGAAGCAGAGAGCUGACUUGGCAAGGGAGCUUGAAGAGAUCAGUGAGCGUCUGGAGGAGGCUGGCGGAGCAACAUCUGCUCAGAUUGAGAUGAACAAGAAGAGGGAGGCCGAGUUCCAGAAGCUGCGCAGAGACCUCGAAGAGGCCACUCUGCAGCACGAGUCCACAACUGCGACACUGAGGAAGAAACAGGCCGACAGUGUGGCGGACCUCGGAGAGCAGAUCGAUAACCUGCAGAGAGUCAAGCAGAAACUGGAGAAGGAGAAGAGCGAGCUCCGCCUGGAACUGGAUGAUGUGGUUUCCAACAUGGAACAUGUUGUGAAGACAAAGACCAAUCUAGAGAAGACUUGCAGAACAUUGGAAGAUCAGAUGAACGAGUACAAAACAAAGUUUGAAGAGGCUCAACGUUGCAUAAAUGACUUCAACAUGCAAAAGGCCAAGCUCCAAACUGAAAACGGGGAACUCUCAAGACAACUGGAAGAGAAAGACUCAAUGGUUUCUCAACUGACAAGAGGAAAAAUGUCCUACACACAGCAGAUUGAGGACUUGAAAAGGCAGCUGGAGGAGGAAACUAAGGCCAAGAGUGCUCUGGCACAUGCCGUACAGUCUUCUCGUCAUGACUGUGACCUGCUCAGAGAGCAGUACGAGGAAGAACAAGAAGCCAAAAGUGAGCUGCAACGUGGCAUGUCCAAGGCUAACUCCGAGGUGGCUCAGUGGAGGACUAAGUAUGAAACUGAUGCUAUCCAGAGGACCGAGGAACUGGAGGAGGCCAAGAAGAAGUUGGCCCAGCGUCUCCAGGAAGCUGAGGAGGCUGUCGAGGCAGUCAAUGCUAAAUGCUCUUCUCUAGAGAAGACCAAACACAGACUGCAGAAUGAGAUCGAAGAUCUCAUGGUCGAUGUGGAGAGAUCGAAUGCGGCUGCUGCUGCCCUGGACAAGAAGCAAAGAAACUUUGACAAGGUCUUAUCUGAGUGGAAGCAGAAGUAUGAGGAGUCUCAGUGUGAGUUGGAAAGCUCUCAGAAGGAGGCCAGAGCCCUGAGUACAGAGCUCUUCAAACUAAAGAACUCAUAUGAAGAGUCCCUGGACCAUCUGGAGACCAUGAAGAGGGAGAACAAGAACCUCCAGGAGGAGAUCUCCGACAUUACCGAGCAACUUGGUGAGAGUGGAAAGAGUAUCCAUGAGCUGGAAAAAUUGAGGAAACAACAGGAGCAAGAGAAGAGCGAGAUCCAGUCAGCUCUUGAGGAAGCAGAAGCUUCUUUGGAGCAUGAGGAGGGCAAGAUUCUCCGAGCUCAGCUGGAGUUCAACCAAAUAAAAGCAGAAAUAGAGCGUAAACUGGCAGAAAAAGAUGAGGAGAUGGAGCAGAGCAAGAGGAACAUGCAGAGGACCAUUGAUACCCUGCAGAGCUCUCUUGAAGCCGAGUGUCGCAGCAGAAAUGAGGCCCUUCGUUUGAAGAAGAAGAUGGAAGGAGACCUGAAUGAGAUGGAGGUCCAGUUGAGCCAAGCUAACAGGCAGGCAGCUGAGGCCCAAAAGCAGCUCAAGUCUGUUCAUGCUCAUCUGAAGGAUUGCCAAAUUCAGCUCGAUGAGGCUGUCCGGGCCAAUGAUGACCUGAAGGAGAACAUUGCAAUUGUGGAGAGACGCAAUAAUCUGCUGCAGGCAGAGCUGGAGGAACUCAGAGCUGCUCUUGAGCAAACAGAAAGAAGUCGCAAACUUGCAGAGCAAGAGCUUCUGGAUGUUAGUGAGAGAGUGCAGCUUCUGCACUCACAGAACACCGGCCUGAUAAACCAGAAGAAGAAGCUGGAGGUGGAUGCAUCCCAGCUUCAGACUGAGGUUGAAGACGCAAUCCAGGAGUGUAGAAACGCAGAGGAGAAGGCCAAAAAGGCCAUCACUGAUGCUGCCAUGAUGGCUGAGGAGCUGAAGAAAGAGCAGGACACCAGCGCUCACCUGGAGCGCAUGAAGAAGAACAUGGAGCAAACCAUCAAAGACCUGCAGCACCGUCUGGACGAAGCUGAGCAGAUCGCCAUGAAGGGAGGAAAGAAGCAGCUCCAGAAACUCGAGGCUAGGGUGAGGGAACUUGAGAAUGAAGUGGAGUCGGAACAGAAGAAGAGCGCUGAAGCUGUGAAAGGAAUUCGCAAAUACGAGCGGCGUAUCAAGGAGCUAACAUACCAGACUGAGGAAGACCGCAAGAACGUUGUGCGUCUCCAGGAUCUUGUGGACAAGCUGCAGCUGAAGGUCAAAGCUUACAAGAGAUCUGCUGAGGAGGCCGAGGAGCAGGCUAAUACACAUUUGAGCAAGUUCCGAAAACUGCAGCAUGAGUUGGACGAGGCUGAAGAAAGGGCUGAUAUUGCUGAAUCUCAGGUCAACAAGAUGCGCGCAAAGAGUCGGGAUGUUGGCUCCAAGAAAGGCCUAGAUGAGGAGUGAGAGUCACUGAUGACCAGCCAUGACCCUUGGGAUCAUCAGAUGUGUAAUCCUGACUCUGUCCAAAGUAAUUCUGUAGAAUAAAGCGGUUGUGCAU